AUGUCCGGAGCGGCGCCCGACGCCGAGUCCGGCCGAGAGGGCUUCACCUGCAGCGCGCUGCUCAUGUGCCUCUACCUGCCGGGCCUCUCCAAGAAGAAGCCGGAGGGGGCGAUCAGCACCAGCACGAGCCCGCCGACAGCGGACAAGGCACCGGCACCGGACCAGCCUGCCGAGCAGCAAGAGGCCCCGUACGCGCCGAGCCGUGCCGCGUCGCUGGAGAAAUCUGAGUGCACGUCGCUCUGCUCCCGCAGCAACAUCGUCUUCGACUUCGUCGCGGAGGAAGGGGAUCAGGCGCCAGCCCAGGCGGCGAUCCAUGGGUACUGCCCGUCGCCGUGCUUCGACCUGCCCGUGGAGCUGAUAAGGGCCGGCGAACGAUUUGGCGUCGUCGCCGCUGACAGCGAGGCGACGCCGCCGGUCACGGCCACGUUCGUGUUCGACGACGGCCAGGGAAGGGGCGCUUUGAAGAAGACGGCGUCGUGCCUGGCACCCGGCGUCGACGGCAGCAGCGAACCCAGCCUGUCAGUUUCGUCGUAA
This is a messenger RNA of Miscanthus lutarioriparius, 534 nucleotides long. Lineage: Eukaryota; Viridiplantae; Streptophyta; Magnoliopsida; Poales; Poaceae. The record is from the annotation of a GenBank genome assembly.